Loxodonta africana (African savanna elephant) is the source of this 6253-nucleotide messenger RNA. RefSeq names its product maltase-glucoamylase (gene MGAM). Gene Ontology annotation, molecular function: carbohydrate binding; alpha-1,4-glucosidase activity. The coding region runs from base 713 to 6169 and encodes 1818 amino acids. Gene Ontology annotation, biological process: carbohydrate metabolic process. The record is from RefSeq and is a predicted model, not a curated record. NCBI's taxonomy places the organism in Eukaryota, Metazoa, Chordata, Mammalia, Proboscidea, Elephantidae. The transcript is spliced from 48 exons.
GGUAAAGAUGGUAGAAUUUGAUAAUUGACGGACAUGAAGUUUUCCAGAAUGGGGGCUUGAUACGGGGAGGUUGAGUUUUGAAUUUGUUGAAUGAAUACAUAAAUUAAUGAAUAUCACUCUGAAAAAGUAAUCUUCUGGAUUUUCUAACCAGAUUCCAUGUGAACACGGGAUGACUAGAUUGGAAUUAAAUUAGUAUGAGUUUGACUCUGCCACUAUUUGUGUGAUCUUUAACAAAUUAUUCUUCUGAGUUUUGGUGUCCUUAUUUACACAUGGGGUUUAAAGAUACUACCCCAUCUCAUAGAUUUGUCGCGAUCAAAGGGAUGAUACAGCUUAAAGUGCUCUGAAACCUGCAUAGCGCAUACACACGCGAAGUUUUAUUACUAACAUGUGGACACUGGGUAAUGCAUUAUUCACCGUAACUCUCUCCUUGGACUCACACCUGGGUGUGCAUGUGCUCCUGUCUGGGGUGGAGGGUGGUAUAGGUGGGGAGGAGGGCAGAUGUGCAACACUGCUAAGUAAGAGAUAUUUCACAAGAGAAGGAAACACCGUAAUCUUCUUUGCAAGUCACUUCUACUCUCACCUUCCUCUGAACAUUUCAAGACAGAGAAAUUACUCCUACCCCAAACAAUUUCUUUUUUCCCAUGCCAAGGCCUGUGGUGUGAAGGACUUAUAUUUGGGACAGAAGGAAACCACUUGGCAGCAAUAAAAAGAGAUGGCAAGAAAGAAGUUUACUUCUUUGGAGUUUAUGCUCAGUGUUCUUCUGCUGGUGGUAUUUAUUAUCACCAUCCCUAUAUUUGUGCUUUCAGCCAGACAUUCUUUGGAAUCAGAAGAUCCUGGGACAAGUGCAUCCCCUAUCUCUGCGGAGUGCCCUGUGGUAAAUGAACAGGAGCGGAUCAACUGUAUCCCUGACCAGCCACCAACAAAGGCCACGUGUGACCAGCGAGGCUGCUGCUGGAACCCUCAGGGAACCAUCAGUGUGCCCUGGUGCUACUAUUCCAAGAGUCACGGCUAUCAGACAGAAGGAGACCCUGUGAACACAACGGCAGGAUUCACAGUCCAGCUGAGGAGGCUGCCUUCUCCAUCCCUGUUUGGAAGCGAUGUUGACAAUGUCCUCCUCACAGCAGAAUACCAGACAUCCAACCGAUUCCACUUCAAGUUAACUGACCAGGACAAAGACAGGUACGAAGUACCACAUGAACACGUGCAGCCUUUUGAAGGAAAUGCUCCUUCUUCAUUGUCUUACAAAGUGGAAGUCUCCAAACAGCCGUUCAGCAUCAAAGUGACCCGCCAAAGCAACAACCGUGUUCUGUUUGACUCAAGCAUUGGGCCCCUCCUCUUUGCCGACCAGUUCUUGCAGUUAUCCAUCCUCCUGCCCAGUGCCAACGUGUACGGGCUGGGGGAGCACGUGCACCAGCAGUACCGCCACGACAUGAACUGGAAGACCUGGCCCAUCUUUGCCAGGGACGCAUUCCCCAACGAGGAUGUAAAGAACCUGUACGGCACGCAGACGUUCUUCCUAUGCCUUGAAGAUGCUAGUGGCUUGUCGUUUGGGGUGUUUCUGAUGAACAGCAAUGCCAUGGAUGUUGUCGUCCAGCCUGCCCCAGCAGUCACGUACCGUGUCAUUGGGGGCAUUCUCGACUUCUAUGUGUUCUUGGGAAAUACUCCAGAACAAGUUGUUCAAGAGUAUCUAGAGCUCAUUGGACGGCCAGUCCUGCCCACAUACUGGGCUCUUGGGUUUCAUCUCAGCCGUUAUGAUUAUGAAAGUCUCGACAAUAUGAAAGAAGUGGUGGAGAGAAACCGAGCAGCUGGGCUCCCUUAUGAUGUUCAGCAUGCCGAUAUUGAUUACAUGGACCAGAGGAAGGACUUCACUUAUGACUCAGUCAAUUAUAAAGGCUUCCCUGAGUUUGUUAAGGAGUUACACAAUAAUGGACAGAAGUUGGUCAUCAUUGUGGAUCCAGCCAUCUCUAACAACUCUUCCACAAGUAGCCCAUAUGGCCCCUAUGACAGGGGCUCAGAUCUAAAGAUAUGGGUGAAUGCUUCAGAUGGAGUGACUCCAGUCGUCGGGGAGGUCUGGCCAGGAAAAACUGUGUUUCCUGAUUACACCAAUCCCAAAUGUGCUGAUUGGUGGGCAAAUGAAUUUCAGCUUUUCCACAAUCAAGUAGAGUUUGAUGGAAUAUGGAUUGAUAUGAACGAAGUCUCCAACUUUGUUGAUGGUUCAGUUUCAGGAUGUUCCACAAGCCAUCUGAAUUAUCCCCCAUUCACUCCCAGUGUCCUGGACGGGUACCUGUUCCGCAAAAGCCUCUGCAUGGAUGCCGUGCAGCACUGGGGCAAGCAGUACGAUGUCCACAACCUGUAUGGCUACUCCAUGGCGAUCUCCACUGCUGAAGCUGUCAAGACUGUAUUCCCCAAUAAGAGGAGCUUCAUUCUAACCCGCUCUACCUUUGCGGGGUCUGGCAAGUUUGCAGCUCAUUGGCUAGGGGACAACACGGCCACCUGGGACGACCUCCGAUGGUCCAUCCCCGGCGUACUUGAGUUCAACCUUUUUGGUAUUCCAAUGGUGGGUGCUGACAUCUGUGGCUUCUUGAUGGAUGUCUCUGAGGAGCUCUGCAGAAGGUGGAUGCAGCUGGGAGCGUUCUACCCAUUUUCCCGGAAUCACAAUUGCCAAGGCUACAAGGCUCAGGACCCUGCCUCCUUUGGAGCUGACUCCCUGCUGCUCAACUCCUCCAGGCACUACCUGAACAUCAGAUACACCUUGCUGCCCUACCUGUACACCCUUUUCUACCAUGCGCACACCCGCGGGGACACAGUAGCCCGGCCCCUGCUGCACGAGUUCUACAGCGACAGCAGCACUUGGGAUGUGCACCGGCAGUUUCUGUGGGGGCCAGGCCUCCUCAUCACUCCAGUUUUGGAUGAGGGUGCAGAGAAAGUGCUGGCCUACGUGCCCGAUGCCGUCUGGUACGAAUACGAGACUGGGGCCCGAAUACGGUGGCGUAAGCAACAAGUUGAGAUGGAACUUCCUGGAGACAAAAUCGGACUCCACCUCAGAGGAGGCUACAUCUUCCCCACCCAGGAACCCAGCACCACCACUGAGGCCAGUCGACGGAACCCUCUUGGCCUCAUUAUUGCCCUAGAUGAGAACAAAGAAGCCAAAGGGGAGCUGUUCUGGGACGAUGGGGAAGCCAAAGAUACUGUGGCCAAUAACAUGUAUGUCUUCUGUGAAUUUUCCGCCACGCAGAACCAAUUGGAUGUGAAGAUUUUGCAAUCAGCCUACAAAGACCCCAAUAACUUAUCAUUUAAGGAGAUUAAAAUCCUUGGGACCCAGGAACCUGGAAAUGUUAUAGUGAAGCACAAUGGUGUCCCAAGUCAGAUUUCUCCUAAAGUCACUUACGAUGCUAACCUCCAGGUUGCUGUUAUCACAGAGCUUGACCUUGUCCUGGGGGAGGCUUACACGGUGGAGUGGGAUCUGAAGAUAAGUGACACAGAGAAAAUUGACUGCUACCCUGACCAGCAAGGUGCUUCUGCGGAGAACUGCUUGGCUCGUGGCUGUGUCUGGGAGGAAUCCAGUAUUUCGGGAGUCCCUUUUUGCUAUUUUGUCAGUGAUCUGUACUCUGUCGAUGUUGUUCAGUACAAGGCAGAUGGGGCCACUGCCGACAUCUCCUUAAAGACUGGUGUUUAUGCCGAUGCCUUUCCUUCAACCCCCGUGACCUCCCUCCGCCUGGACGUCACCUACCAUAAGGAUGACAUGCUGCAGUUUAAGAUUUAUGAUCCCAACAAUAGUCGGUAUGAAGUCCCAGUGCCUCUCAACAUACCUAGGACACCAUCCAGCACCUCUGAGGGUCAGCUAUAUGAUGUCCGCAUUAAGAAGAAUCCGUUUGGGAUUGAAAUUCGCAGGAAGAGCACAGGCACCAUCAUCUGGGACUCUCAGGUCCUUGGCUUCACCUUCAACGACAUGUUUAUCCGCAUCUCCACCCGCCUCCCCUCCCGCUACCUCUAUGGCUUUGGGGAAACUGAGCACACGGCCUUCCGCAGAGACCUGAACUGGCACACGUGGGGCAUGUUCUCCCGGGACCAGCCCCCAGGGUACAAGUUGAACUCCUAUGGUGUGCAUCCCUACUACAUGGCGCUGGAGGAGGAUGGCAGUGCCCACGGAGUGCUCCUGUUCAACAGCAAUGCCAUGGAUGUGACAUUCCAGCCCAUGCCUGCCCUGACGUACUGUACCACAGGAGGAAUUCUGGACUUUUAUGUGGUUUUGGGGCCAACCCCAGAGCUUGUCACUCAGCAGUACACUGAGUUGAUCGGCAGGCCUGUCAUGGUGCCAUACUGGGCCUUGGGGUUUCAGCUGUGUCGCUAUGGAUACCAAAAUGACUCAGAAAUUGCCAGCUUGUAUGAUGAAAUGGUGGCCGCCAAGAUUCCUUACGAUGUGCAGUACUCCGACAUCGACUACAUGGAGCGGCAGCUGGACUUCACCCUCAGCCCCAAGUUUACUGGGUUUCCUGCUCUGAUCACACGCAUGAAAAAUGAUGGGAUGCGGGUCGUUCUCAUUCUGGACCCAGCCAUUUCUGGUAAUGAGACCCAACCCUAUCUCGCGUUCACCCGGGGCGUGGAGAACGAUGUCUUCAUCAAGGACCCAGAUGGUGGCAUUGUCUGGGGAAAGGUCUGGCCCGAUCUUCCUGGUAUUGUCAUUAACAACUCUCUAGACUGGGACAGCCAAGUGGAGCAAUACCGAGCUUACGCGGCUUUUCCAGACUUUUUCCGUAAUUCAACUAUCGCGUGGUGGAAGAGGGAAAUGAAGGAAAUGCACACCAAUCCACAGAAUCCAGAGAAAAGCUUGAAGUUUGACGGCAUGUGGAUUGACAUGAAUGAGCCAUCGAACUUUGUGAAUGGGGCUGUCCCUUCAGGCUGCAAAAACCCCACCCUCAACCACCCACCCUACAUGCCAGCUCUGGAGUCCAGGGACGUAGGCCUGAGCAGCAAGACGCUGUGCAUGGAGGGCCAGCAGGUGCUGGCGGACGGCUCCCUGGUGCGGCACUAUGAUGUGCACAACCUGUACGGCUGGGCCCAGACCAGGCCCACCUACGAAGCUGUGCAGGAGGUGACAGGGGAGCGAGGCAUCGUCAUCUCCCGCUCCACCUUCCCUUCCUCUGGCCGCUGGGCAGGACACUGGCUGGGAGACAACACGUCAGCCUGGAACCAGUUGAAGAAAUCCAUUAUCGGCAUGAUGGAGUUCAGCCUUUUUGGCAUAUCCUAUACGGGAGCUGAUAUCUGUGGGUUCUUUCAAGAUGCAGAAUAUGAGAUGUGUGUCCGCUGGAUGCAGCUGGGGGCCUUCUACCCCUUCUCCAGGAACCACAACGGCCUUGGGUACAGGAGACAAGACCCUGUGUCCUGGGAUGCCGCCUUUGAGAACAUCUCCAGGAGCGUCCUGCAUACCAGAUACACUCUGCUGCCGUACUUCUACACCCUGAUGUACAAGGCCCACGUCGAGGGCAGCACCGUUGUGCGACCCCUUCUCCAUGAGUUUGUGUCAGACCAGGUGACCUGGGAUGUAGAUGAUCAGUUCCUGCUGGGCCCUGCCUUCCUGGUCAGCCCUGUCUUGGAGCCUAAUGCCAGAAAUGUCGCUGCUUAUUUCCCUAGAGCCCGCUGGUAUGAUUACUACACGGGCGUGGACAUUAACGCCAGGGGAGAGUGGAAGACGCUGCCAGCCCCUCUUGAACACAUUAAUCUCCACGUGCGUGGGGGCUACAUCCUGCCCUGGCAGGAGCCUGCACAGAACACCCACCUGAGCCGCCAGAAUUUCGUGGGCUUCAAGGUUGCCUUGGAUGACCAGGGUGCUGCUGAGGGCUGCCUCUUCUGGGACGAUGGGUACAGCAUUGAUACCUAUGAAAAUGGAAACUAUUACUUGGCAAACUUUUCUGCCAGCCAGAAUACGAUGAAGAGUCAUAUAAUUUUAAACAACUACAUCUUCAGUACAAACCCUUUGAAACUGGGAUAUUUUGAGAUCUGGGGAGUGGGCAGUAUCCCCAUCACCAGUGUCAGCAUCUCUCUAAGUAACAUGGUUAUGACACCGACCUUCAAAUACAACUCUACAACACAGGUGCUAACGGUUGAUGUAACCAGCAACAAUAUCAACCUGCCUGACUUCAUUUCAUUGACAUGGGCAAGCACUCUGUGAAUACUCAGAGCAAGAGCCUGACUCUGAAGCUACUUACACUUCAUGCUCAUAAAAUUAUUGUGUGUUGCCAAUUGGUUCAUGCCC